Archocentrus centrarchus (flier cichlid) is the source of this 3371-nucleotide messenger RNA. RefSeq names its product mitogen-activated protein kinase 3 (gene mapk3). The transcript is spliced from 9 exons. Gene Ontology annotation, molecular function: ATP binding; MAP kinase activity. Gene Ontology annotation, biological process: protein phosphorylation. The record is from RefSeq and is a predicted model, not a curated record. Lineage: Eukaryota; Metazoa; Chordata; Actinopteri; Cichliformes; Cichlidae. The coding region runs from base 163 to 1344 and encodes 393 amino acids.
UCCAUUUACACUCUGCUAGUAGAGAGGGCCCAGUCGCUGUGCCCCGUCGGCCAGACACUCCACACAAUUAGAUCCUCGGACUGCCGUUAAAAAGCACCUGAGAGCGGCGGCGGGGCCUCGGUGAAACUCCCUGACAGUCUCGGAGCGUUUUGGAGAGAAAGAAUGGCGGAUACGAGUAGCACUGCGGCGGUCGUGGCCGAAGGCUCCGACAGCGCCGCCGCUGCUGCUGCGCCUGUUGCGCCUGAUGCACCGCCCGUAGCUGCGGUACCCAGGCCUGGAUCCGAGUCCGUGAAGGGCCAGAUUUUUGAUGUGGGCCCCCGCUACACGAACCUGUCUUACAUCGGGGAGGGGGCUUACGGAAUGGUGUGUUCUGCUCUGGACAACUUGACAAGCCAGCGCGUAGCCAUCAAGAAAAUCAGCCCGUUUGAGCACCAGACGUACUGCCAGCGCACACUGAGGGAAAUCAAGAUCCUGCUGCGUUUCCACCACGAGAAUAUCAUCGGCAUCAACGACAUUAUCAGGGCAAAGCAGAUCGAGAACAUGAGGGAUGUCUACAUUGUGCAGACUCUGAUGGAGACGGACCUGUACAAGCUGCUGAAGAGCCAGAGGCUAAGCAACGACCACGUCUGCUACUUCCUCUACCAGAUCCUGCGAGGCCUCAAGUACAUUCACUCUGCCAACGUGUUGCACCGGGACCUCAAGCCCUCCAACCUGCUCAUCAACACCACCUGUGACCUCAAGAUCUGUGACUUUGGCCUGGCACGGAUAGCCGACCCAGAGCACGACCACACAGGGUUUUUGACCGAGUAUGUGGCCACACGUUGGUACAGGGCCCCAGAAAUCAUGCUCAACUCCAAGGGCUAUUCAAAGUCCAUUGACAUCUGGUCUGUGGGCUGCAUCCUGGCUGAGAUGUUGUCCAACAAACCCAUCUUCCCUGGGAAACACUACUUGGACCAGCUCAACCACAUACUGGGCGUUCUUGGCUCUCCAUCUCAAGAAGAUCUGAAUUGCAUCAUUAACUUGAAGGCAAGGAACUACUUGCAGUCCUUGCCUGAAAAACCCAAGAUCCCGUGGGAAAAGCUCUUCUACAAGGCAGACCCUAAAGCUCUCGAUCUGCUGGGCCGCAUGUUGACUUUUAACCCCAUCAAGCGUAUCACCGUCGAGGAGGCCCUGGCUCACCCUUACCUGGAGCAGUACUACGAUCCUACAGAUGAGCCUGUAGCAGAGGAGCCCUUCACUUUCACCAUGGAACUGGAUGAUCUUCCCAAAGAGAGGCUGAAGGAACUGAUCUUUGAGGAAACGGCCCGUUUCCAGGAAAACUACCAGCCGCCGGUCCGCUCCUGAGACACAGUCCAGAGGCGUGACAAAGCCGCACAGAGGCUUGGAACAACUUGCUAAAAACAAAAGAAAAAUGCAUCGUCAAGAAACCAACAAAAAGAUAAACCAAGAAAUACGAGCAUUAAACUGCUAAUCUUUCCAUUUCUACUGCAAAAGAGAGAGCUAAGUUUAAAUUUGAUUUCUGUGUUUGGGUGGGGUGGUAGGGUCUGUUGUACUGUUUCAGUUUUGUCCAUGUUGGACUUUUCUCUCCUCAUCUUUUCAUUUUUUUUUUCUCCUCCAUUUUAUGCCCCAUCUACAGGAACAUGCUGCCCCUUUCCUCUCCUCAUCAACCCUUUUCUUUUAUGUCACUGACCUGUUUGAGCUCUCCUGUUUUCUCCUUUCUCUGUAGCCUCUGCUCAUAUAUACACAUACUACUGUAUUAACCAACACCAUAACUUUCUUGUCUUGAUCCAUGUAAAUUACAACCUGGUAAAAUUGAGGGCUAAAAGAACGGGGCAUGCUAAUUGGGUAUGUGUAUGUACAUAUAAAAAUAUGUUUUUUUUUUUUUUUUUUUUUUUUUUUUUCUCUCUUAAAAAUUGUGCUUGUUGCAGUUUUUGUUUGUACACCAUUGUUUAAGGGUUUUUGGUUGACUUCAGUCAUAUCUGUAUGCUUUGGGGUUUAUACUUGCGAGUUAUUUUUGAACACUUGAUUUUGAGACAAACCAUUCAGUGUUUUUACUGGCAUGUUGGCAGGAUUUCCUUUAUCGCUCUUUUCUUAUAAAAGUGUAUGAUGUUCAUAUGAAUGCAUGCAUUCCUGAAAAUUUACCAAAGUGGCAGAGAGAUGCAAGGACCAUGGCUGGGGAGCAACAUAGGAGUAUCUGUUUCUGAAGCCUGCAUAAGCCUCCUAAGAGCAGGCAGACUUCUCCCUCUUUAUUUGUGGGUGGUCAGUUGUAUGCAGGAGGCGCUACAUGACUUGGGCAAAUUGGACUAAAUGAAAAAGAAUAAAAUAGUUUGUUGGUACAUGUUUGUGCAGUAAUAGCUGUCAUACCAAAGCCCCAUUUUCCAGAACCUGCACGGUGCUUUGUGCUGUGUCAAAAACAGUUUUGUUUUUGGUUUUUCCCUAAUGCUGCUUCCCAGCUGCACCCAAAUGAUCAUCACUCCAGGAGAAUUGCAGAUAAAACAUCAGGCACUGAGGGAGCGAAUGCACCUACCUGAGUCGAAACAAUUUCCUGUAUUAAAUGUAAAGCAUCAUCUCUAAAACACUCCAAUAUUUUAUUUUUUUUAAACUGCUCUCAAUCCUUAUUUUGCUAAAUCAUUUUAGUGAACACACAUUCUGGAAAACGGGGUCCGGUUGACAUCAACCAUUGUAUCCACAAAGCUGUUUUUGCACCCUGUUCCUGCUGCUGUUUGACCCAGGGCAUCUGUCGAUGAGGCCUAACUGAGAGCGAAGACACAAAUCUAGCCACAAAUGAAUAGAUAUUGCAAUUUCUGACAUCCCCUCAGCUUAAACCACAGAGGAGACAGAUUUCCACCUUAGUAAGUAGUAGUAAGCUUAUUAAAAAAGAAAUACUUUCUUUCACUAGUAAAACCUGCCACUAGUUGUGAGAGCUCUUUGGUUGGCUUCUUUUACAACCCCUGUCAAAACCAAUUCAUCGUCAGGAAAAUGGUCAAACCAAGGAAUGUCAGUGUGCUGUACAGUUAGCACCUGCUCAGUGCACAGCCAAGCACCCAUCAUCACUUGUGGUUGGACUGUAUAUAUUUCCAUUUGCUCCUUCCUUUGUCUGUACGUGUUUUCCCAGCUUUUUGUAUUGGAUGUUUCUUCUUCAGUGUGGGUGGCACUCACAUUUCUAGUUUCUCCAGAGAUGGCUACUCAUGUUUCUUUAGCUGUGUCUAUUGAUUGUGGUGUCUGCUUCCUCCUCUCUUUGCUCUGGAUGUGACUGUACUAACUGCUGCGUGGUGGAUCCUGUACCUGGGACCGAUAUGGGAUUUCCCCCUCAGAAAAGGACCAAUACAUGCACUGGGCCAUGCCUCUCAUGGCAGACGCUAACAGAUGCG